UUUUAAUAAUUAUAAUACAAUAUAGCUUAUUAAUUCAGUAUCAAUCAUAAUUAUCCAUACAAUUACAUUUUGCAAUAUAUUGUUCCAUCAAAUUACCGUUACUACAUAAUCUGUACCUUUUCAAAUUAGUUUCAGAGAGUCUCCUUUUGCGGUCAGUUUCUGAGGGAGUUGCUGUGUCGGUCAGCCUCAAGGUAGGGGCCCAAUCUGGGUUGGUUCUGUCAUACAAGUCUGCAGGUUUGCCUACAACCAAGGGUGUAGGAAUGAACUAAACAUGGGGGGGGAGAUUUGUCUUACAUUUGUUGAGGCUUUUCUUAUAAAGAUUUUUAACAACUGAUUUGGUUUUUAAAUAUAAAUGUGAACUAACAACAAGACGUUAUAAGCCAGCCAUAUUCAUGACAACAUUCCCUACAGACAGUUUUAGCUCAUCCAGAGGUCUGAUCAGACUGCAGGUGAUGACGUAGCCUCCCCCGUCCGUCCCGCUCAGAGCAGCUGAGGGAGGGGCGAGGCAGUGACAUCACGCUGCGUUGCGCUUUCACAAUAAAAGCACAGGAGCUAAAGAUUUCAAAAUCAAGUAUUUUUCUCCUCCGUGGUAUAAUUUUUGGGGGAGACAAAUGCAAAGUUUGUUCAUCUUCACUUCUUCCGAUUCUCAGUAUGCAAUGAAAGUCUUUAGAAAAAACGUUUCGUGUCAAAUGAUUUAAUAGAAGAUAAACCUUCUUUGUUCAUUGUUGCAUUAAAAUGUUGUUAUUUCAAUGCUUUUUACCCUUCCUGGCAACUUAAGUACAUCUUCAUCACGUCUCUGAAGGAGGUUUGUCAAUAACUUGAUGAAAGGUGCCCAAUUCAUCGGUUAGUAUUAUCUGUCAAAACUUUAACAAUCAAAUAAUUAAUAACAUCUCAUAACAGUUCAUGGGAACUAACAAAUGUUUCACAGUUUUUAAUAAUGAAAGAGUUAACUGAGCUCUCUGUCUAGAUACAGAUCAAGGCGGGGCAACAACAAGCUAAAUGCCAACAGUUUUUUCCGGUCUCAAGGUUGUUUGCUCCCCGAUCUUCUCCCCCUCCUUCCCCGUCAUGGCUGCUCCGUUUCGCGCUGUGGUCUCCGCUCAGUGGCUGUCAGAAGCGGUCAAAACCAAACUCGUAGGUCCAAAACUCCGUAUUCUGGACGGGUCCUGGUACCUGCCGAAAAGCAAGCGGAACACCAGAGAGGAGUUCGCUCAGAAGCACAUACCGGGAGCCUCGUUUUUCGACAUAGAUGAAUGCUGCGAUAAGAGCUCCCAUUAUGACCACAUGCUGCCGACUUCCAGCGACUUCUCCCGGUACGUUGGAGACCUCGGCAUCGGGAACGACACCCACGUCGUCGUCUACGACACCAGCGACUUCGGCUCGUUCAGCGCGCCUAGAGUGUGGUGGAUGUUCCGGGUGUUCGGACACAGUUUGGUGUCGGUUCUGGACGGAGGCUCCAAGAACUGGCUGGCUGACGGUCACCCGGUGACCUCCGACUACAGCAAGCCGGAGCGGAGAGACUUCCAGGCGAGCCUGAACCAGUCCUGGGUGAAGAGCUUUGAAAAUGUGCUGGAGAACAUCAAGACCAAGCAGGUCCAGGUGGUGGACGCCAGGUCUGCUGGCAGGUUUCGGGGUACUGACCCAGAACCCAGAGAAGAUAUUCUCCCAGGACAUUUCCCUGGAACCAUAAACAUGCCCUUCACAUCUUUCCUAGAUUCCUCUGGAAAGCAUCUCGGCACCGAGACCCUGUCCAAACUCUUCAAGGAGGCUGGAGUGAACCUGGAGAAGCCUCUCUGGGCUUCCUGUGGUUCUGGAGUCACAGCUUGUCAUGUUAUUCUGGCAGCUUACCGACUUGGGUACUCUGGGCUUGGUCUUUAUGAUGGAUCCUGGGGAGAAUUUUUCAAAAGAGCCCCUCCAGAGUACAUCAUUGCAGAGGAGCAGGGAAAGAUGGAGUGAUAGCCAGCUGCUAUCAGGGUUAGGUCACUUUUGAGGAUGCACCAUGGUUUUUGCUUGCAAAAGAUAGUUUAAAAUCAUAUUGUGUGCCUCAUAUUGUGGUGAUAUUGCUAAGAUUGAUGUGACCACUGUGAAAGGCUUUAAACAUGAAACUACAAGGAAUUAUAAAAUGCGAUGAGUACCUAAACAAGAAAAGACACAAAUUUGAAGAGCUGUAUAAGAAAUAAGUUCAGAGAACUUGAUGCUGUCCCAUGCAAAUAUAAGUUUAAACUUAAACUGUGGAUCUAAUCUACUUUUCAUUUUGCAAUCUAAUAUGGAAUAAAGCAAAUUGAUUCAUAUUACAUAUAAAUAUAUAUACAAAAUGAAAUUAACAUGUACAUGAAUACUAAAGAAAAAACUUCAUAGAGUAGGUCCAAUUCAAUAUUCCAGGCUUCCAGAACGUAUAAUGCAUCAUUGCUUAAUAAUGUAAAAAAGAACCGAACUGCCUUAAAUAUGUAUUAUUUGACAAUUGUUUGUUAAAUGUAAUGUUACAAUGUGAACUUAUUACUUGUAAACAAUGUUUAUGGUCUCUGCUGCACAAAUUUUCAUAGGCCAAAGCAUCAAAGCUGUUAAAACUCUAUUUUCUUAUGUAAUUGUUAUUAAUAAUAAAAUGCAAUGCAAGA
Girardinichthys multiradiatus is the source of this 2612-nucleotide messenger RNA. Its product is annotated as 3-mercaptopyruvate sulfurtransferase-like. Gene Ontology annotation, molecular function: thiosulfate-cyanide sulfurtransferase activity. The record is from RefSeq and is a predicted model, not a curated record. The coding region runs from base 1000 to 1953 and encodes 317 amino acids. The transcript has 2 exons. NCBI's taxonomy places the organism in Eukaryota, Metazoa, Chordata, Actinopteri, Cyprinodontiformes, Goodeidae. Gene Ontology annotation, cellular component: mitochondrion. Gene Ontology annotation, biological process: transsulfuration.